Messenger RNA from Guillardia theta CCMP2712, 897 nucleotides. RefSeq lists its product as hypothetical. The record is from RefSeq and is a predicted model, not a curated record. The transcript is spliced from 10 exons. Lineage: Eukaryota; Cryptophyceae; Pyrenomonadales; Geminigeraceae. Bases 1 to 897 code for a protein of 298 amino acids.
AUGGCUUCGCUCAAUCCCACGGCACCAGUGCACAACCAGCGAGGAGGAAGCAUCCAAGCGACCCUCGUCGGUCUGGUGGACAAGCGACUGAUGUAUGAGCAGCUCAUGCAUGCCUGUCGCGGCAUCGCUGGUCUCACCGAGCAGAAGCUCCUGCAUCGCGAGUCGGUUUAUCGCGCAGCUCCUCAAGGGCCUUCUCAAGGAGCCUCCACCACUCGCAGCAGCUACCAGCUCAGAGUUCCGUUCCCUGCCAACUUGGAGAAGUUCCUCAAGUCUGAGGACGGGAAACGUCCUUUACCGAAGCCAUCCAUUCGGAGAGUAGUGGAAGUAGACGUCGGUCACACUUGCGAUGAGAUGCUCAAGCUUCUUGGGUUCGAGACCGAUUUUGUCUUUAUCCGAUCAGGCCAGCAAUUCUUCUUCGGGGCUCAAGAUAGAUGCUCCGUGAUGAUCUCGGAGCUGCACAAGCUGCAGUCCUCUGAAGCCAACAAGACACAAACACAACAGACACCCAAGCUCGAGACUGACGUGCAAGGGAACCCAGUAGACAACAUCUUCCUCGUCGAGGCGCCUCCUUCUCUUCCUUGUCGCUUCCUCGUGCUAACUCCGAGCCUGGACGACACCAUGCCGAGGUCAAUCACUUUAGAUGUCACCACGACCAUGUCUCCUUGCUUCAUGUCUCCCCCUAUGCCUCCUCCUAUUCCUCCUCCUAUGCCUCCUGACCUCCCGCACAGUGUGGAAGCUGCCGUUCGUGAAGUUCUCUACCUCGGCGAGUUUGCGGCUGCUCAGUUCAUGUCUGACCCUCUUGCAGCUGACAAGCUCAGCCCCUUCGUCACUCUCAACACGCCCGACGACACGCAGCCGCAGCUACCUGGCAUGGUGGGGAUGCCGAACAGGAUGUAG